Messenger RNA from Cooperia oncophora, 663 nucleotides. The record is from the annotation of a GenBank genome assembly. Lineage: Eukaryota; Metazoa; Nematoda; Chromadorea; Rhabditida; Trichostrongylidae.
AUGCGAGCUAUAGAUGGCGACGAAUCUCAGCCGGUGUUCUACCGUCUUCGUGGGGAAUCCAAGGAGUUCGCAGUCAACGCGACCAGCGGCGAGGUCACUGUGGUGUUCGGCCUCGAUCGGGAGACAAAAGAUUCUUACAGCCUAGAAAUCGGUGCUACCAAUGACGAAGACGUGAAAACAGAUGCCAUUACAGUAUGGAUGUCGCUCCAUGUUCGAGUCACAGAUGUGAAUGAUAAUGGUCCGCUGUUCGAACGCAGCCGCUAUUCCGUCCUUCUUGGCAAGGAUACAUUGCCGGGUGAAGAAAUACUGACUGUGAGCGCCUUCGAUCCAGAUCAACCUACACCAGGAAACGAUAUGAAAGAUGUAUUCUACCGUAUCAAGGAGACCCUAUUUGAAUAUCACGGUAUGAGUAGACCCAUUGAAGGAGUGUUUAUGGUAAAACAGACGACUGGUGUAAUCGUCCUGGAACAAACUGUCUACGAUUUUGUCGGCGGCGUCUUCCACCUCCUUCUUGAGUCAAUGGACAGCCUAGAGGCUGAUGCUCACAAGGAUCAAAGUAUCGUGAAGGUCUAUAUCCACGAAGAGAGCGAUAUCGUUCGUCUGGAACUGCUAAUGCCGCCGGCUGCAGUCAAAUAUGAGAAAGUCGAUGCUAUUAAAAAGUAA